Messenger RNA from Zeugodacus cucurbitae (melon fly), 1863 nucleotides. Its product is annotated as putative inorganic phosphate cotransporter. Gene Ontology annotation, cellular component: plasma membrane. Gene Ontology annotation, molecular function: transmembrane transporter activity. The record is from RefSeq and is a predicted model, not a curated record. The transcript is spliced from 4 exons. Gene Ontology annotation, biological process: transmembrane transport; monoatomic anion transport. NCBI's taxonomy places the organism in Eukaryota, Metazoa, Arthropoda, Insecta, Diptera, Tephritidae. Bases 127 to 1653 code for a protein of 508 amino acids.
ACAGCUUUCGCCUAAUGAGGAGCGUUGGUGAUCCUGAAAGUGUAGUGAGAAGUGUUUCAUCGCAUAAAAAAGGAAAUAUACUACAGUUAUUCAGUGAAUUGUGUUUCAAUUUCGAAAAGUGACAAUAUGAGUGAAAAGAAAAUCGAAGCAGAAUUGGAUAAAGGUCCGCGCUUUGGCUUACGCCAUAUUCAAACUUUACUGCUCUUCCUCUGCGUUACCGUUGCCUAUAUGAGUCGUCUGAAUAUCUCGGUAGCGAUUGUGGCGAUGACAAACGCUGCGAGCACAAAUCCCAACUUUGAGGAGUUCGACUGGACGGAAAAACAGAAAUCCUAUAUUAUAUCCUGCUUCUACUGGGGUUACGUGAUCACACAAUUUCCGGGUGGCUAUUUGAGUCGACGUUUUGGCUCAAAGAUUGUGAUUGGCAUCAGUCUCUUCGGUUCGGCUCUAUGCAGUUUUCUCACACCUUUCCUCGUGCCAUGGGGCGGCUGGCAAGUUUUCUGCGCCAUACGUAUCGUACAGGGUCUCUGUCAGGCAGCUAUAUUUCCAGCCAUACACCACCACAUUGCCAAAUGGUCGCCGCCGCACGAACGCAAUACAUUCGGUGCACUGACCUAUUCGGGUAUGGAUUGUGGCACAGUGUUGGCUAUGCUUGUAAGUGGCUUGGUAGCCAGCAGUCCAAUCGGUUGGCCGGGCAUAUCGUAUGUUUCGGCCGGUAUUUGUUUUGGCUGGUGCAUUCUUUGGAUAAUCUUGGGUUCGAAUGAUCCACCAUCUUCACGUUUUAUAACGAAAGCCGAGUGCGAGUAUAUUGAAACAUCGAUGAAACGUGAAGAGGAUUUCCAUAAGAAGAGAAUACCAAUACCAUGGUUUGCGAUGCUCACAUCUGUGCCAUUUUUAUCACUACUUUUAGUACUCAGUUCUCAAGCGUGGGGUUUCACCACUAUGCAAUCGCAAAUUCCUUCAUAUAUGAAUGGAGUUUUGAAUAUGGAUAUUAAGAGUAACGCGUUCUACUCGGCACUACCAUACAUAGCGCGUUGGAUUCUAUCUUACAUCUAUUUGUUCUUCGGAAAUAUGGCGGUCGCAAAGAAUUGGCUCUCUUUGACGGCGGUACGUAAGAUCGCCAAUACGAUGGGUUUGUGGUUGCCAGCAUUUCUGCUGAUCGGCGUGGGAUUCCUCGAUGAUAGCAACAAAGCUUUGGCUAUUACUUUAAUGACGAUGAAUGUCGGCUUAAAUGGCGGUGCCACCAUCGGCUGUAUGCUCAGUACAAUAGACUUGUCACCAAAUCAUGCUGGUGUUGUAAUGGGGAUCAUAAAUCCGUUGGCAAACACUAUACCGUUGAUUACGCCACUGGUUGUGGGUGUCAUAGUUUCAGAUGUGCACAAUCGAUCUGAAUGGCAAACCGUAUUCAUUAUUUCUGCGGCUAUUUUCUUUAUUGGUAACUUGAUUUUCGUAAUAUUCGGUUCGGCUGAAACUCAACCAUGGGACGCUCCUGAUUUUCUGCGUAAGGAUAACGUGGAAGAGCCAGAAAAUGUGCCACCGAAGAGCACUUUCAAGCAAAUUUUUGGUGGUGAUGAUGACAAAUACGACAUCGAAGGAUGGGCAGUGCAGAAUGUUAACGAUUCGAUAUCGAAGAACGAAGCUGUCGGAAAAAUUUAACUUAACUGAUAUUCUAUAACUCGACGGGCUUAAAUUAAGCCUAGCUUUUAGCGUUAGCUGUGAAUACUAAAUUGUUAACAUUAUAUGUUGCUGAAAUAUAUAAUUAAGUUUUAAAACUUUGUACUUAAUAUAUUUGAAUAAUUUUAAGCAUUUUUAUUGUUUAAGUAACGAUUUAUAUUAAAUUUGUUUUGCAAGAAUAAAUGAAAUUAA